This is a messenger RNA of Phascolarctos cinereus (koala), 1272 nucleotides long. Its product is annotated as cathepsin L2-like. Gene Ontology annotation, biological process: proteolysis. The record is from RefSeq and is a predicted model, not a curated record. Gene Ontology annotation, molecular function: cysteine-type peptidase activity. NCBI's taxonomy places the organism in Eukaryota, Metazoa, Chordata, Mammalia, Diprotodontia, Phascolarctidae.
AUGAAUGUCACGGUGGAUGUUAUUGUCCUUAGGAAAUGGGGCCUCCUUCAGAUAUCUGUCCACCAGUUUGAUACCAAGAGAAGACUUCAGGAAGAACCACAGUGCUCCUACAGACCCAAGUGUGUAGCUGCUAAACUUAGUAGAUGUGUGGACAUCCUUUCUCAAGAUGAACAGGUUGCCAAGCAGGCUGUAACAGUUGUGGGACCAGUAUCAAUUGAUGCCAGGCAUUUAUCCUUCUGCUUCUAUCAAUCAGAGCUGGACACUGAAUGGGAACUGUUUAAGUCCACAUAUGGAAGGAACUAUACUGAGAAGGAGGAAUCUUUUAGGAGACAGGUGUGGGAGAAGAACCUGGAGUUCAUUAAUGAUCAAAAUCUCCUGUAUAAAGAAGGGAAGCUGAGCUACUACCUGGAGAUGAAUGAUUUUGGAGACAUGACUGAUGAAGAAUUCAAGGAAAUGCUGAACCCCAAGAUGUCACCACCAAGGAUAAGGAGAGAUACCACCACAGCCACGAUUUUUUCAAAUUUUUCUGAUCCUCCCAAAUCAAUCGACUGGAGAAGGCUUGGCUACAUGACCCCUGUUAGAAAUCAGAGGAGGUGCGGCUCCUGCUGGGCAUUUAGUGCAACUGGAUCUCUAGAAGGCCAGCUCCUCCGGAAAACAGGCAAACUUGUAGAACUGAGUAAACAGAACCUGAUUGACUGUUCCAGAUUCCAAGGCUGUAACGGGGGAAGUGCCAUUGGUGCUUUCGUUUAUAUCAAAAGAAAUAAGGGCUUAGUCUCUGAGAAAUGCUACCCUUAUGUGGCCAAGGUAAAUGAAGCUACACCCUGCAUUGCCAGCCUUGAGUGGGCUGGCCAAUUUUGCCAAGACUGGGGAAACAAAAAUAAGAAGUGCUCUUAUAACAAGGAAUGUGCAGUUGUUAAAAUCAAAAAACAUGUAGUCCUCCCCUUUGGAAAUGAAGAAAUUCUGAGGAAGACCGUGGCAACUGUGGGGCCAGUGUCCGUGUCAGUGAAUGCACGGAAGCCCUUUAUUUACUAUAGAGGAGGAAUUUUCGUUGACUCAAAAUGCAAACCACGUUACACAAACCAUGCUUUAGUGUUGGUUGGAUAUGGACAUGAAAACCAGUCGACAGAAGAAAACCAAAAUGAAGAGAAGAAAUUCUGGAUUCUUAAAAAUAGCUGGGGUGUGGCAUGGGGUGAAAAAGGCUACAUGCGUAUUGCAAAGGACAGGAACAACCACUGUGGUAUUGCUACCUGUGCCGUCUAUCCUAUUCUGUAA